AUGUCAACCAUGGCUCGUGCUAAAUCGGUUCAGGAGGAUUCUGGCAGGCGCAAGGGAUUCGGCAUAGGCGCGAGCCUCGGAUCUACUUCUGGUCCUCAGUCGGGCGUCAACACCAACACCGCGUUCAUUCACAAACUUUACAGCAUGCUCGAGGAUAAGGACAUGGAAGAUCUGAUUUGGUGGACACCGUCGCAGACAUCGUUUCUGAUAAAACCUAACGAGAAAUUCAGCAAGGCACUGGCCACGUAUUUCAAGCACGCGAAUGUCGCCAGCUUUGUGAGACAAUUGAACAUGUACGGGUUUCACAAAGUUAGCGACCACAAUGGUAACAAGGGCAAGGAAGAUGACAACACCGCCGCCUCCGAAGAUUCCGUGAACUUAUGGGAGUUUAAGCAUAAUUCCGGAGCCUUUCGAAAGGGUGACAUGGAAGGUUUGAAGCUGAUAAAAAGGAGAUCAUCCCGUAAUCAAAUUUCUGCAAGGAAAAACUCAAACAGUGCUGCUUCCACACCAAUGGAGCACGACGACAUGUGGGUCGAGCCAAGUGUGGUGAGAUCUAACUCUCUCGCUGAAAUUCCAUCGGUAUAUUCAUCUUACCCAGGCAAUGUUGCUCAGUCCGCACCCAAUUGUGGAGUGCUUUAUCCGCAGCCUGAUCCCCUUGCACAACAGUACCCUCGACACCAAUCUCAGUCUCACGUACCUCCGCAAGCUCUUCCACAAUCUCAAGGGGGACCCUUGCAAUCACAGCAAGCGAUUCAACCUCAAUCCCAAAUUCAUGGCCAAACAUCGGUGCAGCAUCCCCAGUCACAGCAACAACAGCAACAGCAACAACAACAGGCAAGUGAUGUGUCACAUAGUGUGACCGGUUUAAAGGCUGAAAAUGGUUUCCUGCAAUCUCGAUAUGAUCAUGCAGUUGAAGAACUCAGGAACACUAACAUGGAUAUGAUUAAAAUGCUGGAUUUAGUACACGGACUAGUAACACUAUCGACGCAAAGUAAUGCUCAACAACCUCUGAAAUCGGAAGAAAUAAAGCGUUCAACUACGCCUCUGUCGAGCCAGCAAAAUGCAACCGAGAAUACUAUGUCUCCUGGGCAAUCCUUGCCUCAACAAGGGCUACGUGCUGAUCAAUUAAUUUCUGAAAUUUCAAGAGUUAGAAACAAUAUCCAUUACAGACUACAAAGGUCUAUGGAGAUGCAGCAGAUGGCAAGACCUUCCCAAGCGGCAGUGCAUGAAUAUCAGGGGAAUCCUACUUAUCCCGUUUACGUCCCUGGUCGACCCCCUAUGCCAAACCUUAAUGCAGCCUCUCCAGCUCCAUCCUACGCUGCGGCUGGUUCGCAAGGUGCACCACCUCCACCCUCGCAUGCCAUGGUGGUUCCCCCUGGUUAUACUUCGUCCUUUUAUUCUAACUCUACUAGUAAUCCUCCAGACUUUUAUAGCACCGGUGCUACUGCCGGUUCGGGGGGACCGACGCCAUAUCUUAUGAUGAAUCCCUUCGAGCAGAAAUCAUCAGCCUCUGUUAAAAACAGGCAUAUGAGCGUAUUCAUGGAUCCUUUGGCCCCUGCCCCUAUGCCUUCAUCGGGCGCCCCCGUAUCAGCGAGCGUAUCACCCAACCCCAUUCAGCAGCAACAGCAUAUGCAACAACAGCAAGGAGUGUAUGUGAGUCAUCCUGUUGCAAUGAGUACAGCUAACCAAUCAAGGCAUGAUUCGCGCACGGAUGUCAGGCAUGCUUCAUCCCAUCCUGAAAGCACUAAAGAGAUAAAAGGCCCUGAAAGAAGACCGAUCUCUCCUUCUAUUCCGGACAGGUUACUGAGCUCUUCUCCGAACAGAGUCCAAAGUAAGUCUCAAGGGGUGUCGAUGUAUAACCCCAUGACAUACAAACCAUAUUAUCCUUAUGGCACCAUGCCUUCUGCUGGUCCUACUUCUGCUGUACCGCAGCAACCCCAGUUUGCACCUGGAUUACCUCAAAGUUCUGUGCCUCAUUACCAAAUGAUUGCUCAGCAGAAGCCAGGUAGACCACAACAGCAUCCUAUACCGAGAGCACAGUCUCCAUUGAAUCCAGGUGCGUCGGCCUCAUCGGAUCAGCAUAAGAUUGUAAAGCCCACUCCAAUAAAUCCUGCCAAGUCAAAGCCCGAAUCAGCACCUCAACCCCGUGAGGAAAAUAGUAAUAGUACUUCAAGAGUCUAUGCUUUGCUGAAUUACGAAUCGAAGGAGCCUCCUGCCAAAAAGAUGAAAUCAUGA
Lachancea fermentati is the source of this 2235-nucleotide messenger RNA. NCBI's taxonomy places the organism in Eukaryota, Fungi, Ascomycota, Saccharomycetes, Saccharomycetales, Saccharomycetaceae. The record is from the annotation of a GenBank genome assembly.